Molecule: messenger RNA, 1806 nt
Organism: Periophthalmus magnuspinnatus
Lineage: Eukaryota; Metazoa; Chordata; Actinopteri; Gobiiformes; Gobiidae
Gene: slc35a3b
Product: solute carrier family 35 member A3b
Exons: 8
Coding region: 73-1155 (360 amino acids)
Biological process (GO): pyrimidine nucleotide-sugar transmembrane transport
Cellular component (GO): Golgi membrane
Molecular function (GO): UDP-galactose transmembrane transporter activity
Source: RefSeq, a predicted model, not a curated record
UUUGGUGAACUUUGAACUGACAUCUUUAGCCAAUAAAAAAGCGUGAACCACUGUGCAACUUCACUGUGUGAGAUGUUGCAACUGGAUGAAGAAAACGAGAAGUGUGAACCGGAGGCCUGCGCUGUUGCGCCCCCUAAAGCACGCUCUGUGAUGGUUCUUUCUUCGCCUCACUCCCUGAGGCUAAAGUACAUCUCUCUGGGAGUGCUGGUGCUGCAGACCACCUCCCUGGUCCUCACUAUGCGCUACUCCCGAACACUCGAAGAGGAGGGCCCCAGAUACCUGUCGUCUUCAGCUGUGGUAUCGGCCGAAUUCCUCAAAAUCGCUGUGUGCACACUCAUUGUCUUUGUGCAAAGCAAUUUGAGUUUACGAGCCCUGAAUCACCACCUGAAGGAGGAGAUUGUGAACAAGUCAGGAGAGACGCUGAAAUUGGCUGUUCCUGCUGCGAUCUACACACUACAGAACAACCUCCUUUAUGUGGCUCUGUCAAACCUGGACGCAGCCACAUAUCAGGUUACAUACCAGUUAAAGAUCCUCACCACAGCACUUUUCUCCAUCUCAAUGUUGGGAAAGAAGUUGGGUUUCUACCAGUGGCUGUCGCUGCUUAUCCUAAUGGCUGGAGUUACUUUAGUACAGUGGCCCACAGAGUCUAUAGGGGACUCGGAGCAGAAGGUGCUGUUUGCCAGUUCACAGUUUGUGGGGGUGAUGGCCGUGCUCAUGGCCUGUGUGUCCAGUGGAUUCGCAGGAGUUUACUUUGAGAAAAUCCUCAAAGAGACCAAACAAAGCAUCUGGCUUAGAAACAUACAACUGGGUUUGUUUAGCUUCAUCCUGGGCUUCGUAGGGAUGCUGGUGUACGAUGGAGAGAGAGUUAGAACGUCUGGCAUGUUUCAGGGCUACAGCAUCAUCACCUGUGUGGUCGUGCUCUUACAGGCUCUUGGGGGCUUGGUUGUAGCAGUGGUCAUCAAAUAUGCAGAUAACAUCCUGAAAGGGUUUGCAACCUCUGUGUCCAUCAUUGUGUCCACACUAAUCUCAUACUUUAUUCUAGCAGACUUCAAUCCAACAAGUGUAUUCUUCAUCGGGGCAGUGCUGGUCAUUGCGGCCACAUUUCUCUACAGUUACGAGGUGAAAACACCCUCAACAAGUGUGAUUAAAGUAUGAUGGAAAGCCAAGAGGUGUUCAAGGACCUUGCUAUUUUCCAAACAUUUUAGAUUUGGAUUCUUGCUUGCCACAGUCAUUUGGCAAUAUAUUUUUUGCAAAUGUGUAACAAACAAAGCCUCCUGUUACAACUGAUGAGAUGGAUGUUGCUGUUCCCUUCCAAAGCCUGGUUGGAUUGAAUGAUCACUUUUACACAAGGGAUUUAGGUAAAUUAAUCUAUUUAAUUUUUUUAUUGCAAUUAAAAUUGUGUUAACUUAAUUUUUCAUUUGACAACUUUAAACUAUGUGUUAGUUAUGUAAGAAUCUGUAAAUCCUCAAAUACACCACAUUUCCCAUGUAUGUAUCCACUACAGUCUGACUGUAAUGCAUCUAUAUUUUCUAUUUAUUUAUAUAAGAAAAAUCUACCUGUAUUUGAACUGUUUGAUUAGUGGAUAUAAGAAGGUAAUCUAUUUAUUUUGUAUUAUUUAAGAAUUUUUAUUUUACAUAUUUUAUAUGAUUAGGGAAUUACUUUACCUCACAGCCUCUGUCUGCCUGCGCCUAUGAUAUGGGAUCAGACAGGAUGACAGUUGUAACGCUGUUGCUCACAGUGUGUGUUUGAAUCAAACGUUCUGCUUUUUAAAUGCAAAAGAGAUGAAUAAAUUAAAGACCUUUAAUA